This is a messenger RNA of Hipposideros armiger (great roundleaf bat), 3914 nucleotides long. RefSeq names its product BAF chromatin remodeling complex subunit BCL7A (gene BCL7A). Lineage: Eukaryota; Metazoa; Chordata; Mammalia; Chiroptera; Hipposideridae. Bases 342 to 986 code for a protein of 214 amino acids. The record is from RefSeq and is a predicted model, not a curated record. The transcript is spliced from 7 exons.
CUGACUGAAUGGCAGGCCUGAGGUCAGGUCCUUAACACUCUCCCCUGUCUGGUAGCCCCUCAGUGCCCACACCUAGGAAUGCAGCUGAAGCACAGUGAGCUGGGGACUCGGGCUGAGGGUCUCCACCUAGGACAAAGGGACGACCUGGCUGCGUUGAGUUCAUAACCUGCAGGGCCCGUGACCUCUCUGGGAAGCACCUGUGACUGCAAACACUCAUCCUGACUCAUGUGUGUGGCCGCAACCCCAGAUCUGCCCUGAAAGGGAGAAGAAGUGGGUGACUGUGGGUGACACAUCCCUGCGAAUCUACAAGUGGGUCCCUGUGACAGAGCCAAAGGUUGACGAUGCAGCCCUGGGGCCUCACCAGCAUGGGAACGUGUAACUCAGGUUUUCCAUGGCUCACCUGGCAUCACUGUACCUGCUCUGGGCCUGUGACCGUGGCCUUUUCCCCAGAUGCUUUCCCUAAAGGAGGAGGAACCUCCCGCCAGCCAGGGUGUUUGCCUGCCUGCAGGUGCCGGCCCACAGACACGAAAAACAAGAACAAGAAAAAGGGCAAAGAUGAGAAGUGUGGCUCAGAGGUGACCACGCCGGAGAAUAGCUCCUCCCCAGGGAUGAUGGACAUGCAUGACGAUAACAGCAACCAGAGCUCCAUAGCCGAUGCCUCCCCCAUCAAACAGGAGAACAGCAGCAACUCAAGCCCUGCUCCAGAGCCCAACUCGUCCAUGCCAGGCGAUGGCGCCGACACCAAGGCCGACGAGGCCCAGGCCGAGGGAAAGGAGCUCCCUAGGGCUGAAGAUGCUUCUGACGAGCAGAAUUCACAGUCAUCACUGGAAAACUCGAUGAACAGUUCAGAGAAGGUCGAGCGGCAGCCAUCUGGAGACGCGGGUCUAGCUGCAGAGACGUCCUCAAUCUCUCAGGACUUGGAAGGAGGGCCGCCCUCUAAAAAGAUGAAACUGGAGGCUUCGCAACAAAACUCCGAAGAGAUGUAGACGCCAGGUCCAGCCUCCGGUCCACAUUUCACGGGAGAUCCAUCAGCAGGCUUAAUUCAACAACUUCCCCCGAGCGAGCCCUCGGGUUAGAACUACUAACUUUCCAAGUUUACCAAGUGCAAAUCCAAGAAAACCUAGAAUGGCGUGACUUCUCAGACACUGAAGAACUUUCUGCUGUGAAGCAAAACACUCGAAUCUUGAAGUGACUGUCCUUGUGGAGGCGGGUCGACAGCUCAGGAGUGUCUGCACACUGUCUCUGAAGCCAAGAUUACAUUUGCGUUGCUGCUGUAUUGUUUUUUCCCCCCGACUUCUCUAUUUAACGAUAUAAGCUAUUUGAGGGUGGUACCCAUCAGGAAUUUGCUUUUCGUCGGGGAUUUUCACUGUUCCACCGAUUCCUCCUGCUUUCUUUUUUUGUGCCUUGUGCCCUUGAGGUGACCUCUGGCAUGUUUUCCUGGUUGUUUUGCAUCUCCCUUUGCAAAGUGUCCUCUCGGCUUUAUUGAGGCGGCCAUUGCCCCGGCCCUCACAUCUCGCUCCUCCCUGCCCCAGGAUUUCAGUGGGAACAGAGCAGGCAGGGAGGAAAAGAGCCAGAGGCUGCAGAAGAGCAGAACCUCCUCGGAUGCCUGAUUUUCAGGUGUGGGGCGCUUGGGAACUCCCUGGGCCUUUGCUGGGGGGUGCAGCACCAGCCUCUAGGGUCCGAGGAGUCUCAGAUGUCAGGGCACUGUCCCUAAGCGCUGGCCACUCAAUAUGCUCUCACUUCCUCGGGGCAUCUGAGCCUGGUGUUUCCAAGCAGCCCAGACGGACAUACAGAGCCCUUAGAUUGUCCUGGCAUUUCCCCCCUUUGCUCCCCACCAAAUGGUUUUCUCCCACUCCUCCGAAGAUGAAAUGGCUUCUGUGGCUGACUGCAGGAUUGUCUCCUUAAGACGGUAGAACGGCUGAGGAGGCUGGGAGCAGAAGGCAGGAACAGCUGGUGCUGAACUGUCAUAGGACCGGACGUUGUUUGGAUUUCAAAUCCACAGUAACCUGUUGCCGUCUGCCUCCCCAGGCCCCCCGGCCCCACCCCCGGGGGACACAGGAUUGCAGUUCUGGGAAAAUCCACUGGCUUCUGCAGAAUGUUCCUGAUGCGCUGAGCCAAUUGCUGGAUCCCAUCUCAUUGCCGGGAUGCAACACUGUGGGGCCCCACCAGGGAGCGGCUUUUUGAUGAUUGGGCCUCAAAGGCCAGAAAGGAGGUACUAAGGAGUUGGAAACCUCUGCACUCCUCCAGGAAGGGGUGAUCGAAUCCCGCUUCCACCCCCGCCUGCCUGGGGCAACUUCCUCUCACCAAAAUGGAGAUGCCCCCUUGGACCAACUGCCUACUUGUUUGGUUCUGAGGCCUGGUUGCUUUUAGUUCCUAAAUGGACUCCUCAGACCGUAACCCGUUUCCCGAGCUUUCUUUACUGCACUGGAGUUCCAGCUCCCUUUGAGUUGUGUGGGGUGGGGUGGGGAGGGGUUGUGGGUUUCGUUGGUUGUUUUGGGGGAUUUGUUUUGUUUUGUUUGCUGGUUUUUGCUAAUUGGUGCAUAUUCAGGUACCACCUCUGACAUGUGGGUCUUUCUCCUGACCACCAUAGGAAGUGUCUGCCAGGUUCAAUUUCCUAAGAGUUUCUGAGGGUGAGGCUCUUGCUUUUUUUUUUUUUUUAAGCGAGCCAAUCUAGUUCCUGCACUUCAAGAAGAAUCAAAAUGUUCCUGAAUUUCAGAUACCUCAUGCAAAAAUGUCUCCUGAAAUAAGGGAAAAACAAACAAACAAACUUUGGAAAUCUUAAUGUUGAAGUUAGCCACGCCGAAAGGUUUCUGUCUUAAAAACAAAACAAAACAAAAUCCUAUCAAUUUUGCCCCUCAGGCAGGCAGGCAGGCAGUUCUUCAGGGAACUGGGCUCUGCAUUACCUCUCAGCAAAUCUCAAGGCGGCUUUACCUCCAGCUCCUAUAGAGUUAAUGUUUUCCUUUGCAGCAAAACUCCCAUUUUGACGAAAGAUGAAUUUGGAUGUUUAUUUCCUGCUCUUUUUGGGAAAUGAGAGGUGACAACCAAGACAGUUGAAGGAGAAUCUCACACCCCCCCCCACCCCCACCCCCCCACACACGCAUUCACGGAAACAGCAAGUCGGCCAGGGUCCCCUGCACCCCUUCUGUUUGCAGUGGCCUCUCUGGACAGGCAAGGGGAGUCUACACGGUUGAGGAUGAAGACACCAUGCACCACACCGAGGCUGUCAUUAGUUUUUCUCUGAAGUGCCUGAAGGUAGGAAUGGGCUGGUGGUCGGGACGACUGGGCCCCCCCGCCCCGCCACGGCCACGCCAGGCAAAGCUGGCCAGGAAGGCCUUCCACGCCGAACAAUGAGACUGCAAAAAUCCAGAUGUGCUUCCUUCCCACCCACCCUGCACCCCUUGCCCUCUCCCCGCCUCCCCCCCCCACAGAAUCUAAGACCUUCCAGCUGGCCGAGCCAGGGCGGGGGUCCUAAGCGAAUGCCUUCCGCGGACACCGGGCCCCAUGGCCUAAAGGGCUCCCAGGGCAAACUAAUUCCCCGAAAAACUUGAAGUUGGGGAAACUGCGGCUACACAUUCCAAAAGUGCUGGCACUUAACACCCAUAACCUGGAAGGCAGUUGACCGACUCAUAGGGUGGUGACCUCCCAUGACAAACGACGUCACGGUUUAGAAUGCUCAUUACCGCCAAGGACCUGGUUAGAGGUAUAAAGACCUUUUUUCACGUUAUCUAAUUUUUUUUUUUCCUCUUAAAUUUUUUUUUUUGGUGUGUUGUACAGCAGUAUAAUUUUUCACUUAUUUAUUCCAUCAGUAGAUAUGGUUUGUACAAUGUACAAUGGUUCCAUUUCAGAAAAUAAAAAAAAUUCAAAUCAUGAGCACCCUGUGAUUUUAUAGCAUUAUAAUAAAGAGGAAAAUGCGA